Molecule: messenger RNA, 3219 nt
Organism: Syngnathoides biaculeatus (alligator pipefish)
Lineage: Eukaryota; Metazoa; Chordata; Actinopteri; Syngnathiformes; Syngnathidae
Gene: adgrf3b
Product: adhesion G protein-coupled receptor F3b
Exons: 14
Coding region: 1-3219 (1072 amino acids)
Biological process (GO): cell surface receptor signaling pathway; G protein-coupled receptor signaling pathway
Cellular component (GO): membrane
Molecular function (GO): G protein-coupled receptor activity
Source: RefSeq, a predicted model, not a curated record
AUGCGGGUGGACAUAGAGGGGCAGAGCGCCGAGCUGGCGGUCUUCAUGGCCCAGGUUCGGCAGGGAAUAGAGAAUCAGCCGAGCUACGUCGACGUCACGGUUGCAACGGACCCGCUCGCGAGACACGUCCACGUCGCGGUGUCAACGGACUCGUUGCUGACUCAUGCUCACGCGGCGGUUGCAACUGACCUGCUCCCGAGACACGCCCACGUUGCGGUUUCAACUGACUCUCUGCUUACUCUCGUUCACGCUGGAGUGGCAACGGACCCACCGCCAUGCCAUUCCCACGUCGCGGUGGCAACAGCUCCACUGCAAGUGCACGUUGCGGUCGCCACUGAUCCGCUACCGAGCCGAGUUCACGUGGCAGUGGAAACCGAUCCGCCGCCUCGCAACGCUCACGUGGCGGCUUGUCAACAUUUGGGCAAUGAAUACUCUUGCAACUGUUCUGACGGCUACAUUUGGAGCAAUGAAUUCUGCUACAAUUUCAAGUGCUGCAGUGAAAGUACAUGCACACACGUCAAGCAGAUAACCAGACUUGUCUGCAUCACCAAGGUCCAAGUUUACCUCAGAGGAACUUCAACACUGAACAAAAACACAUGGGAUUCAGACAAAAUUGAACUGCUCGAAACUGCCUUUCGAAGACUAAAUGGUUUUAAACACCUGAACAUUACCAGCCUGAGGCUAUGCAACCGUACUUUGGACUUUGUGGUGGAGCUUAGCAUCAAAUUUGAAACACUUCGACUUCAUGGCAUUGUGUCGGCAUUGGAAGUCAGUCUUGGAGCUGUUUUUACUAUCGACUCUGUAGGCAUGGUCACCAUAGAGUCGAUGGAACAUUCCGUACCUCACAUGUCUGAGUCAAUGCUGAAAUGCACUUUAGAGGAGGCCUCAAGCAGGUCGGGCUGGAAAAUCAAAAGGAUGGAUAAGUGGCUUGAGCUCAAUAAUGACAGUGUGGUGACACUAGACACUAGCUGUACCACAGAAGAAUACAAAUCUUGCACCACUAUGACACUUCAUAAUUUAACAAGCCAUUGGAUGGGCACUUACGAAUGUGAAUUCAUGAGUGAGUCAAUCAGGCAUACAGCAACGACAGAGCUAAGAUUGGCACCCCUGCCUGAGUAUAUCUUCAUGACCGCCAAACCUGAUACGGUGGACUGCUCGAAUGGGACUGAAAAUGUUACUGUGGACAUAACUGCCACUAUCGACAACAACAGUGACAAAUAUGAAGUCUGGUGGAGCUACAAUGGUGGAAAUGAAUUGGAAACUGCUGCGCAUUCAUCAGGCUACAAUUUCAAAGCUGUAAUCAGCUGCACGAGAACAAUUGAAGCACAUUAUGUGAAUGUCACCUUUAAAAACAACAAGGAUCAAGAAAAAAGUGGAGGACUGGACAUUCGAGUAAUUUACGAUGGUGACAGAUUCUGCAAAGAAGAUGUUUUGUGGCCAAAGACCUCAGACGGAGACACUGUGAUAAAGCAGACAUGUCCAGAAGGCAGGAUUGGCUUUGAGUCACGCACUUGCACAGGAAACCAAUGGCAGCCAGUGUUCUCCAAAUGUGUCAGCCCCCAGUUGUUUAACCUUUCAAGAGCAGCAGAGAACUUCGCCAAAGGACAAGAGACAACUCCAGAAGCGGCUGUGGCUAUUUUUAAAGGUCUUCGGAACAAUUCCAUUUGGGAUUCAAACUCAAGUGGCAGAAUGGCUGAUCUUAAUGUGUCUAUACACAUUCUUGAGUUGAUGGCAAAUGCAUCAGAAAGCAAUACCCUGCAAAAUAAUGUAUUACCGGACUUCAUAUAUGCAGCAAGUAAUAUCUUGGACCAAACCUGGGAUGGAGACAACGACACCUCUGUUAUACAUAACAUGUCAACAAUUUUUCUUAGAUCUGUGGAAGGUUUGGUGAAAAACAUCCAAAUGAACCAUGAGCAAGAGCUAAUCACUCACAAUUUAGCUCUCAACAUUUGCCCAGAUGGUAACUGUGAAGUGACAAUAUUCAAUACCACGAUAAGUAUGAACAAAACCUCCGGAUUAUCAAAAAUACUUGGUGUGAAAAAUAUGACAGAAAAAUUACCAAACAACUUCUUCAAUAUGGUGCCAUCUUCAAUUUUAAUAUCUGCAUUACUGGAAAACAAGGAAGAGUCAUUCCUGGAAAUUAGUAUGGAAUUCAUCAAGGAGCAUCAGAAGUCUGAAAAAUCUUUGUGUGUGUUCUGGAACAGCACAGUGGGGUGGUCAAAUGAAGGAUGCACUGUAAAAAGUGACACUAGUAACAGCACCCGCUGCGUGUGCGACCACUUGACCGCAUUCUCUGCUCUCUGGUUUAAGAAUGACAAAUCUCCACCAACCCUUUCCACACUUACAACGAUAGGUCUGAGUGUGUCCAUUUGCUCUUUGAUGAUCUUUCUUAUCAGUCAGUUUCUGAUGAGGUCGGCAGUGGUCAAAACAAAUGUUUCAUAUUUUUAUCACAUAGUUAUGGUGAAUAUUGCCCUAUUCCUCUUGCUCGCCCACUGCAGUUUCUUGGUUUCCUCAUUAAUUAAUCUCUCAAAACAUCCCCCAUGGUGUAUCAUUGUGACUGUCUGCAAGCAUCUCUUUUUCUUGACCACAUUUUGCUGGAUGCUGUGUUUGAGCUUUGUGCUGGUUCACCAUCUGAUCUUUGUCUUCAUUCCACUGCGAAAAAAGGUUUUCACGUUUCUCUGCACCGUGGUCGGAUAUGCCUGCCCAGUGCUCAUUGUGGGAUUCACCUACAUGUAUUGCAAAUAUAGCAACCAGGAUUACUAUGAUGAAAACUGUUGGCUAGUUUUUAAAAAACCCUUUCAGGGUUCCUUGUGUUCUUUCCUCCUCCCAGUUGGAACCAUUACUUUCACAAAUCUCUGUUGUGUGGUGAUUGUCAUUGUCACGCUGAUGAAGACUCCAGGCCCUGAUGGCAGCACUGCAGAUCACAAGGAGACAGCCAAAAGUAUACUCAAAGUGGUUUUCUAUAUGACGCCGUUGUUUGGACUAACAUGGACAACUGGAUUCCUUUUGUACAUGGUGGACCGCAAAACAGUACAUUUUACUGUUGUGGACUACAGUUUUUGCAUCCUCAAUUCCUUUCAGGGAGUUUUCAUUUUGCUGUCGGGCUGUUUUGCGGAUCAGAAUGUUCGAGGGGAACUGUUAAAGCUCCUAAAGGUGUAUUUAAAAAGAAGAAGAAAUGAGAACGUUAAAACAUCUACCACAUGCAUGAAAAACAAAUGA